AGUCUAGAGAGAGACAGGGAGAGUCAGAGUCAGAUACAGAGAGGACUCUCAUACAAGUCUAGUGGGAGAAGCAGGAAGAUAGGGGGAGGGUUUUGAAUUUUGAUUGGAUUAAUGGAGGAUGUGAGAAAAAUAGUGGUAGUAGUAGAAGACGUUGAUGCGGCAAGAACAGCGCUUCAAUGGGCUCUCCAUAACCUCCUUCGUCACGGAGAUUUGAUUACUCUGCUUCAUGUAUUCUCUCCUGCAAAAUCAAGAAGCAAGAAGAAAAUCAGGCUGCUUCGAUUGCAAGGCUACCAGUUGGCCCUCUCGUUCAAAGACAUAUGCCACAAUAACUUCUUCAAUACAAAUAUUGAGAUUAUUGUCGCCGAAGGAGACGCACAUGGAGGGAGGAUUGUGGCGCUGGUGCGGGAGAUUGAUGCGUCUAUGCUUGUUGUUGGUCUCCAUGAACACAGCUUUCUUUACAGGUUGGCUUUGACACAUGACAAUAUUGCAGACAGCUUCAGUUGCAAAGUAUUAGCAAUCAAGCCUCCCAUAACAUCUUCAUUGAGAAGCAGGAGCUGUAGUAGUGCAACAAUGCUAACAACACAAGGCAGUUCAACCAACAUGGACUUUUCAUUGAUUGAGAUUGCCAGAUUAGAGAUCCCUGAAAUUCCUCCACCAAAAAUCCCAUACAGAAUCUGCCCAAGUCCGUAUGCAAUAAUUUGGAGAUCAAAGAAGUCCAGGAGGAAAGGUAGAUCUUCAAUUUGAGGAGUCUCAAUGUUCAUCUCAGAGGCAUUGGUUUUGCUCACUGGGUUCACUUAAAUAACAACAAUUCUUUUCUUUUGGUGGGGUGGGGGUUUGGAUAGGACUUCAGAAUUGUUUCACACAACAGAGUAGCUGAUACAAAUGAAAUACUGGAAUUAACAUGGUACAACUGCCUUUCAAAAGAUCAGUUGUCUCAUUUUUCUUGUACACAGGGAUAGAUGAAAUAACAUUAUUGAUCUAUAACUUGUACUUCCAUGAAAUGUUUCAGUGUCAUGGGAGGAGAUGGUGAUUAAUCUUAA
Messenger RNA from Tripterygium wilfordii, 1040 nucleotides. RefSeq lists its product as uncharacterized. The transcript has 4 exons. Bases 112 to 744 code for a protein of 210 amino acids. The record is from RefSeq and is a predicted model, not a curated record. Lineage: Eukaryota; Viridiplantae; Streptophyta; Magnoliopsida; Celastrales; Celastraceae.